AUGAGAUUAAUUUCGAUUGUAUUUAAAGUAGCUAUGCAUCGAGUGCUUAAUGUUGCUGAAAAAAACGAUGCAGCUAAAUCGUUAGCUCGUCUGCUUUCAAAAAAUUCAGCAUCGAUGCGUGAAGGGUUUUCAAGAUUUAAUAAAAUUUAUGAAUUUAAUUAUCAACUUUUUAAUCAACCGGUACAAAUGAUUUUUACAUCGGUGUCUGGUCAUAUUAUGAAUUGUGAUUUUACGGCAGCACAUAAUAGUUGGGCACAAACCGAUCCAGUUAUUUUAUUUGAUGCUACAAUUCAAAAGAAAGUUACUGAUCGUGCACUGGAUAUUGAAAAAACCAUAAAACGUGAAGUCGUCAAAUGUCAAACGUUAAUUAUUUGGACUGAUUGUGAUCGUGAAGGAGAAAAUAUUGGUUUCGAAGUAAUUAAUUUAUGUCGACCUUUAAAAGCCAAUCUUAAAAUUUAUCGAGCUCGAUUUUCUGAAAUAACAUUUAACAGUGCAACUCGUGCUUUAACAAAUCUAAUACAACCGGACGAACGUGUCAGUGCCGCUGUCGAUGUUCGGCAAGAACUUGAUUUACGUAUUGGUGCAGCAUUUACACGUUUUCAAACUUUACGUUUACAACGACUAUUUGGUUUCGAUUCAAAACAAGUCAUUAGCUAUGGUUCAUGUCAAUUUCCAACGUUAGGGUUUAUUGUUGAACGUUAUCUUCAACGAGUAAAUUUUAUCAGUGAACCAUUCUGGAAAAUAGCUGUCGAACAUCAAACUGAAGCAGGAGAAUUUUGUGAAUUUACAUGGGAACGUAAUCGUCUGUUUGAACAUCAACCAUGUUUAGUGAUCUAUGAUAUGAUUAUGGAUGAACCAUUGGCAAAAGUAAUGGAUGUCAAAUCAAAAAAUAAAUCAAAAUGGAGACCUGCUGCACUUGAUACUGUUGAAAUGGAAAAACUUGCCAGUAGAAAGUUACGUAUGACUGGUAAAAAGACAAUGGAAAUUGCAGAAAAACUAUAUAUGAAAGGUUUAAUUAGUUAUCCUCGUACAGAAACAAAUAUAUUUCCAACGGAAAUUAAUCUUCAACCACUUGUACAAAAUCAAGCGAAUGAUCCACGUUGGGGAGCAUUUGCUCAACGUGUACUUAAUGAGGGACCCCGGCCACGCAAUGGGAAAAAUACUGAUAAAGCCCAUCCUCCUAUUCAUCCGACACGAUAUCCCGAUGGGCAAUUAACAGAUGACGAAAAUAAAUUAUAUGAAUUAAUUGUUCGACAUUUUCUUGCUUGUGUUUCAAAAGAUGCACAAGGUGAUGAAACAACAAUUAAAAUUAGUAUUGCAAAUGAAAAUUUUAAUGCAUCUGGUUUAAUUAUUCGCGAAAGAAACUAUCUUGAUGUUUAUGUUUAUGAUAAAUGGUCAGAAAAGGAACUGCCACAUUAUGAAUUGAAUCAAACAUUUUAUCCGACAAAAAUUGAAAUGAUACAAGGUGAAACAACAGCACCACAAUUAUUAACUGAAUCUGAUCUUAUUGCUCUAAUGGAAAAACAUGGAAUUGGUACGGAUGCAACACAUGCUGAACAUAUAGCGAAAAUUCAAGAUCGACUUUAUACAAAAAUGAAUUCCGAACGUCGAUUUGAACCGGAAAAAUUAGGUCUUGGUUUAUGUGAAGGUUAUGAUAAAAUGGGUCAUGCUCUGUCCAAGCCACAUCUUCGUGCCGAACUUGAAAAUCAACUAAAAGCAAUUUGUGAAGGAAGAGCAAACCCAGCUGAUGUACUUCGAGAACAAAUUGAUAAAUAUCGACAAGUAUUUAUUGCUACAUCAGUACAAAUUCAGAAACUUGACGAUUCCAUGACUAAAUAUUUUGGUCCACCGGGUCAAAAUCCGCCACCACCACCUCCACCUCGUCCACCACCAUCAGGACCUUUUGGUGAUCCUCCACAAACUCCACGUAAUAAUAAUAAUAAUAAUCAACCAGCUAGACCUCAACAACCAAGGCCACCACCUCCUGCUCGGCCAUUACAACAAGAGCAAAUCCGUCCCACAAAUAGUACUGGUGUACCUAAAUGCAAUUGUGAUGCUGAUGCUAAAGAAUUAACAGUGAAGAAAGAUGGUCCAAAUAAAGGUCGAUCGUUCUUUCGAUGUGGAAACAAUGACAAUUGUAAUUUCUUUGCUUGGAAAGAUGACGCAACGCCUAGUAAUGCCGGAGGUGGUCAACGACAAUUCGGAGAUAAUCAAGCAAAUUCAUUUCGUAAACGGCGACAGUCAGAUAAUGAUGAUGAUACAAAACAACGAAAAUGUGGUCUUUGUAAACAAGCAGGUCAUACACGUCGAAAUUGUCCAUCGUUAAACUUGUGA
Molecule: messenger RNA, 2334 nt
Organism: Rotaria socialis
Lineage: Eukaryota; Metazoa; Rotifera; Eurotatoria; Philodinida; Philodinidae
Source: the annotation of a GenBank genome assembly